GCAUCGUGCUCGACCUAUUCUUUCCCUCUUAUCACCACCAGGUCGAGAUUCCAUCUACUUCCGGUCGGUCGCAUCCCACUCCAAUUGUCCGUCCCACCCGCGAAGCUUGCCGACCUCCGCUUUCUAAACCCACUCCAUUUCACUCAUUCGUGCAUUUCAAGAACCCGACUAACAUGUGAGGAUUGACUAGGUCGCUCCCAGUCGGAUUUGUCGACUCCACCGUCCAGCUCUACUGACCUCUCCCUCGAAGGCCUGCGUUGGCCGCCAUCGAGUUGGUGCUUGGAUUUCCGGCCGGUCCGAUGCUGACGGUCAGCCGCUCGUAAUAGUUGGGGGAAUACGUCAGUGCUCAGAUGGACAGCUACGAUGGUAAAGGGGAGGAUGGCUUGGAACGAGCUUCGAGCGAAGUUCCUCCUCUCCCCAGUUCCGAGGAGGUGAACCAGAAAUCCACCAAGCGCGCGCGAUGGGCCACCACGAGAAAGAACACCACGGCCGGCCUGCGCAAACGGGUCUCUAUCCUUGAACGCGGUCGUCGACAGAAUCAUGCCGAUGCCAUGGCGAGUGCAACAGCUGGUGUGCCCCAAGUCGCCGAGGGAGAAUCGGCCUCGCGCAAAGUGCAUUUCAACCUUCCUAUUCCGGACGAGGAGCGGGACGAGGAAGGCAAUCUCAAGGCCGUUUAUCCUCGAAACAAGAUCCGCACUGCGAUCUAUACGCCUAUUACCUUUAUUCCCAAGAAUUUGUGGCUGCAAUUUCACAACAUUGCCAACCUAUACUUCUUGUUCGUCAUUAUUCUGCAGUGUUUUGAAAUUUUCGGCGACGCCGAUCCCGGUCUGAGUGCCGUGCCGCUGAUCGUCAUCGUUGUCGUCACCGCCGUCAAGGAUGCGAUCGAGGAUUGGCGACGAACUGUGUCCGACAACGAACUCAACAACUCUCCGGUCUACCGCCUGACAGAUUGGGAUAACGUCAAUGCGACCGCUGACAAUGUAUCCCUGUGGCGAAGGUUUAAGAAGGCUUGCACUCGUGGGGUCAUUGCCAGCUAUCGGGGCAUGAAGCGCCUCUUUCGCAAGAACGGAAACGACAAAGAUGUGGCGGGAGAUGUCGAGAUGGCGGAUGCCAGGCCCUCCAUCGAGCCGACCUCUCCAAUCGCGAUCGAGAUGACGGCAGUUUCUCCUACGAUGGAGGCCCGUGCUUCUGGUGACUGGCCGGGCCCUUCGCACGACCACGAUCAGCAGGCGAAUUCGCCGUGGGCACGGACCAAGGGUAGUGUCUUGAAUCCCAACCGGGUCACUUCGGGCAAGGCGCGCUUCAAACGGCAACACUGGAAGGAUGUCAACGUGGGCGAUUUCGUGCGACUGUACAAUGGGGACCAGAUCCCCGCCGACAUUGCCAUUCUUUCGACCUCGGACCCCGACGGAGCUUGUUAUGUCGAGACCAAGAAUUUGGACGGUGAGACCAACCUGAAGGUGCGCAACGCCUUGAAUUGCGGUCGGGUAUUGCGGAAUGCCCGAGACUGCGAGAAAGCCGAGUUCACCAUCGAAUCGCCCCCCGCCCAUGCCAAUCUGUAUUCGUUCAGCGGUGCUAUCUACUGGGAUCAGCAUGAUGAGUCGGGAGGGGCCCCACAGAAUCGCGUCGAGCCUAUCACCAUCAACAACAUCUUGCUUCGUGGCUGUAGCCUGCAAAACACCGAGUGGGCGUUGGGCGUCGUGCUCUUCACCGGACCAGAAACGAAGAUCAUGCUAAACCAGGGCCUGACACCAACCAAACGUCCACAAAUGGCACGCAACAUGAACUGGAACGUGGUCUACAACUUCACCAUUCUGUUCAUCAUGUGUGUGAUCUCAGGGUUCAUCAACGGAUUUGCCUGGGGCUUGGACGAUGCCUCACUGACAUUCUUCGAUUACGGCUCAUACGGCGGCUCACCAGCAGUUCAAGGUGUGAUCGCCUUUUUCGUAGGCGUGGUCCUCUUCCAGAACUUGGUCCCCAUCGCCUUGUAUAUUUCCUUGGAAAUCUGCCGUGUCAUCCAGGCCCUUUACAUUUAUUACGACAUCUAUAUGUACUAUGAUCGGUUGAACAUGUCUUGUGUACCCCGGUCUUGGAAUAUUUCUGAUGACAUUGGUCAAAUCGAGUAUAUCUUUUCCGACAAGACCGGUACCCUGACGCAGAAUGUCAUGGAGUUCAAAAAGUGUACAGUCAACGGAGUGCCUUAUGGGGAAGCAUACACGGAAGCGCAAUUGGGCAUGCAGCGAAGGCAGGGUUUGGUGAAUGUGGAGGAAGAAGCUGCCAAGGCUCGUCAACGGAUCAGCGAAGCUCGGGUGGAAAUGCUCCAGCAACUGCGCCAGCUCCAUGAUAACCCGUACCUCAAGGACGAGAAUUUGACUUUCGUGGCUCCUCAAUUCGCAGCGGAUCUGGGCGGUGCCUCGGGUGAGGCCCAGCAGCAAGCUACGAUUGACUUCAUGACCGCACUGGCACUCUGUCACACGGUGGUUACGGAACGUAUUCCUGGCGAUCCGCCCCAGAUUGAGUUCAAAGCGCAAUCUCCCGACGAGGCUGCUCUGGUUGCCACGGCUCGCGACUGUGGGUUCACCACUCUUGGCCGAUCGGGUGAAAGCUUGAUCGUGAACAUCAUGGGCGAAGAGCGUAGGUAUACUAUCCUGAACAUUCUUGAAUUCAAUUCCACGCGUAAACGAAUGAGUGUGAUCGUCCAGAUGCCGGAUGGCACCAUUCGUUUGCUAUGUAAAGGAGCCGAUACCAUAAUCUACUCCCGCCUUGCUCCCGGUCAACAGCGUGAGUUACGUGACGCCACCUCGAGGGAUCUCGAAACAUUCGCCCAAGAAGGUCUGCGAGUGCUUUGCAUUGCGGAGCGCACCAUCGAGCCUGAAGAGUAUCGCGAGUGGAGUGUCAUGCACGACGCCGCUGCAGCUGCUAUCGUCGACCGCGAGGAGAAAUUGGAAGAAGUGUCGAGUGCCAUCGAGCAAAAUCUGAUGCUACUUGGUGGUACAGCCAUCGAAGAUCGCCUGCAGGACGGGGUCCCAGAUACUAUCUCCCUCCUUGCCGACGCAGGUAUCAAGCUCUGGGUUUUGACCGGUGACAAGAUUGAAACCGCGAUCAACAUUGGGUACUCCUGCAACCUCCUGAACAAUGACAUGGAAAUCAUGGUGUUUGAUGCUCCUUCCGACAUCGACAUGGCCGCCAAGUUGCUCGAUAGCAAGCUGGGGAUCUUCGGUAUUACAGGCUCGGAUGAAGAACUGGAGGCCGCUCGCAAGGAUCACUCGCCGCCACCACAGACUCACGCUCUCGUGCUGGACGGCGAUACCCUCCGGUUUAUGUUGGACGAGGCCUUGCGGCAGAAGUUCUUGCUUCUUUGUCGGAAGUGUAAAUCAGUGCUCUGUUGCCGUGUUAGCCCGGCGCAGAAGGCUGCUGUGGUGCAAAUGGUCAAGGAAGGCUUGAACGUGAUGGCUCUGGCUAUUGGCGACGGCGCAAAUGAUGUCUCUAUGAUCCAAAAGGCUGACGUAGGAGUGGGGAUUGCUGGCGAGGAGGGUCGCCAGGCUGUCAUGUCGGCCGACUACGCGAUCGGGCAAUUCCGAUUCCUGCAGCGCUUGAUUUUGGUCCAUGGACGAUGGGCGUAUCGCCGUCUCGGUGAGACCACUGCCAACUUCUUCUACAAGAACUUGGUCUGGACUUUCUGUCUGUUCUGGUAUUCUAUCUACGAUAACUUCGACGGCACUUAUCUCUUCGAAUAUACCUAUAUCACCUUGGUCAACGUGGCAUUUACGUCGUUGCCAGUGAUUUUUAUGGGCAUCUUCGACCAAGACGUCGACGAUCGGGUCUCUAUGGCAGUCCCACAACUUUACAUGCGCGGCAUCGAGCGGAAGGAGUGGACGCAGUUGAAGUUCUGGAUCUACAUGCUUGACGGUUUCUAUCAGUCGAUCAUCUGUUUCUUCAUGCCGUAUAUGCUGUAUCAAUAUGCCAAUUUCCAAACAGACAACGGAUUGAGCAUUGAUGACAUCUAUCGUGUGGGUGUUCUUGUGGCCACCUGUGCUGUGGUAACAAGCAAUACCUACGUGAUGAUGAACAUGUACCGGUGGGACUGGUUCUCGACGUUGAUCAACGCUAUCAGUUCGCUAUUGAUCUUCUUCUGGACUGGUGUCUAUUCGUCAUUCCAAUCCUCCGCAACGUUCUACGGUGCUGCAAAGCAAGUUUAUGGAGCGUUGUCCUUCUGGGUCGUGUUUCUGGUGACCGUGGUGAUCUGCUUGACUCCGCGCUUCGUCUGCAAAUGCAUCCAGAAGGUCUACUUCCCCAUGGACGUGGACAUUAUCCGAGAAAAAGUGACUCUCGGCCACUACGAUUAUCUAAAGAAAUUCGAAGCCUACGUGCCUCCGGAUGCCGGCAAGCUCGCGGGCUCGUUCGGGAGCGAAGCGUCUGCCACGGCGUCGGAGCCUGGGACUGCCCAUCAUCAAGCUACUAGCACGCGCGACUAUCCCGGACCUAACAGCCUCGAUCGCACUGCGAAUUCCACGCCUGUGGCUCCUCUCGUGGAUCGCCAGGGCGAGCCGAACCGGCUUGAUAGCCAAUUUACGAGCGCCAACAGCAGUGUUGCCUUUGGCCUCCAACGGCAGACCUCAUGGGAUAGCGCGAGUCGGGAGCAAUCGCUUUCCGGUCCAGUUCUGCCGGUCGACUCAACAAGCAUGGAGCCUCAAACGCCGCACAGCCCUCUAAAAAGUCGAAAUGAUCCCCCUUCGACAUACCCAGUAUAGAACGCGUUGCUUUAUUUCCUCGCUAUAUUCUUUCAUCUCUCGCACAAUUUCCCAUGGGCACCGGACCUACGCCCUUGAUAAAUCUUACGCGAUACGCACAAAAGCUCUUCAGCCACUGUGACUUAACUUUCUUAUAUCCCCUGAUCUUUAUUCCUACGAUUUUUUCGUCAUUUAAUGUCUGAUCGAGCGCGACCUGUUCUGCGCUGCUGUUGAUACUGACUUGGUUGAUAUAUCGCCUCGCACAUAUUUAGUUAAUGUAACAUAGAGCUAUACCUUCAAUAGGACUUGCACU
Molecule: messenger RNA, 5043 nt
Organism: Aspergillus saccharolyticus JOP 1030-1
Lineage: Eukaryota; Fungi; Ascomycota; Eurotiomycetes; Eurotiales; Aspergillaceae
Product: phospholipid-translocating P-type ATPase domain-containing protein
Exons: 3
Coding region: 351-4751 (1466 amino acids)
Biological process (GO): phospholipid translocation
Cellular component (GO): plasma membrane
Molecular function (GO): ATP binding; ATPase-coupled intramembrane lipid carrier activity; magnesium ion binding
Source: RefSeq, a predicted model, not a curated record